Messenger RNA from Rhagoletis pomonella (apple maggot), 1806 nucleotides. Its product is annotated as bestrophin-4-like. Lineage: Eukaryota; Metazoa; Arthropoda; Insecta; Diptera; Tephritidae. The coding region runs from base 1 to 1806 and encodes 601 amino acids. The record is from RefSeq and is a predicted model, not a curated record. The transcript has 4 exons. Gene Ontology annotation, molecular function: chloride channel activity.
AUGACGGUAUCCUAUCAAGCUCAAGUGGCCACUAGUAAUUUUAAUUGCUUCCUUAAGCUCUUGGCACGAUGGCGGGGCAGCAUUUAUAAAAUUAUUUGGAUCGAUUUAGCUGUGUUCUUGGUAAUCUAUUAUUCCUUCGGCAUAGUAUAUCGUUUUGUGAUGGGACCAGAACAACAACGCAUCUUUCAGCUCCUCGUCCACUACUGCCACAGCUCGAGUACGCUCAUUCCGCUCUCGUUUGUGCUCGGCUUUUAUAUAGCUGUCGUCAUGCAACGCUGGUGGACUCAAUACAUCACCGUUCCGUGGCCCGAUCCCCUCGCCGUUUAUGUGAGCACACUCUUUGUGGGCCAAGAUGAACGUGGUCGCAUAAUGCGUCGCACCGUAAUGCGCUAUGUCUGUCUCUGUCUCACCAUGAUCUUUACAAUGGUGGCGCCAAGUGUAAAGAAACGUUUUCCAACAAUGCAGUCACUAGUGGAUGCCGGUCUGCUGACGGACAAUGAGAAGGAUGUAUUAAUCGCUAUGGAUGAAAAAUCACCGAAGCAUCGCAAGCACUGGGUGCCGCUCGUGUGGGCCGCCAGUAUUGUGUCGCGAGCACGCAAGGAGGGACGCAUACGCGAUGAUGUUGCACUCAAGACUAUUUUCGAUCAACUGGAUGGAUUUCGCAAUAAGUGUGCCAUUAUACUACACUUUGAUUCGGUGCCAAUACCAUUGGUUUAUACACAAGUGGUAACACUGGCUGUGUACUCAUACUUCUUGGCGGCAUUAAUCGGUCAACAGUGGGUACCGAAGGUCGCCGAUGCUGAUGGUCACUUCCAUUGGGUAGACUAUUAUGUGCCCAUUUUUACAACGCUGCAAUUCUUCUUUUACAUGGGUUGGCUGAAAGUGGCGGAAUCACUCAUGAAUCCAUUUGGUGAUGAUGAUGAUGAUUUUGAGGUAAAUUGGAUGAUUGAUCGAAAUUUACAAGUUUCCUACUUCAUUGUCGAUGAAAUGCAUCACGAACAUCCGGAAUUAGUGAAAGAUCAGUAUUGGGAUGAAGUAUUGCCGGAGGGGCUGCCGUAUCCGGAUAAUUUUCAUAAAGCUACAACUGAUUUCGCAGGUGUCGGAAAGUCGGAUGGUGCAGCUCACUUUGUAUGGAAGCGGCGCGAUAAUAUGGCCACCAAUUCUAGUCUGCACAGCAGCAUUUCGCGCUUCAACUCUGCACUGAAACGUCUAGUUAGCAAAGAAGAUACAGAAACCACUGUCAGUCGUUUACGUCCUUCCAGCAGCUCAGGUACAUCUGGCGAGCAAAAAAAUCAACUUUCAACAUCCUUUCACGAAAGGCUUGUAGUCACAAAUAUAUAUUCUGCUGCCGCACGUCUAGCACACACGUCUGACCGCACGGCUGUAGUAGAAUCGAAAAGCUCCCAACUACCAGUUGAUCAGGCGCGCUCACUUUCAAGUAAUGCAAAAUCAAUCACCUACGCGCACGAACAGCCAGAGGGUGAAGGGAAGAAAGAUGAUUUUGAUUUGCUGCGUGAGGAGCGUGAGCGCCAGCGCUUGGAGCGUCAACGGCAACGUAUUAUGCAAAAUGUUUAUACUGCGACCAGCGCCACGGCCGAGCAGUUGCCUGCAUUGAUCGCUUCGGGUUUGAAUUUAACCACCCCACCAACUCUUUCGGUGUCUCCACAAAAUCUGGAGCAGCAGCAGAGCGCCCAUCGCCCAGAUACACUAAGUAUCAAGAGUAGCGGUAGUGCAAUCCGUAGCAAUGCAGCAUCAAAUAUUGAGACAAAGAAUGAGAGGGACGAUGAAGACAAGCAAGAAAAAUAA